This is a messenger RNA of Porites lobata, 3666 nucleotides long. Lineage: Eukaryota; Metazoa; Cnidaria; Anthozoa; Scleractinia; Poritidae. The record is from the annotation of a GenBank genome assembly.
UUAUUUUCACUCUUACGUUUAUGUAGUGAUGCUGCAGUCUUCACGACCCGUGGUAACCACACAAUAGGACACAAGUAUAAGAAGUUUCUGUUUCGUGAAUACGAGGAUGCUAGCUUCCAAACGGAAAAGCCGCACCCACCCUACCUUGGGUUUCUGGGGCCUGUACUCAAGGGAGAGGUGGGAGACACGAUUGUGGUUCACUUCAAGAACAAGGCCCGUGGUAACUUUUCAGUACACCCACAUGGUGUGUUUUACUCGAAGGACUCGGAAGGCGCCCUGUAUGUGGAUGAGACAAAGGGAGCGUCGAAAAGAGACGACCACGUGCCACCGAAUGGUGAACACAUAUACACUUGGAGGAUAACUAAGGACCACGCCCCAACAGGCGAUGACGAUGACUGUCUUACCUGGAUUUACCAUUCACACGUGUUGCCGCACAAGGACAUUAACACUGGGUUGAUUGGUGAGAUUAAGCUUAAGAAUGUUUCUGUGUUUUCGAUGUCAACGUGAUAUAAAAAGCUAAUUGAUUCAAAUAUGAUUAUGGCCCUCGGAAACUUUUUACGCGUGCCAAUGUCAGUAUUCUCUGUGCAGCCAACUUUAUGAAAACCGCCGGUGUGGUUUGUAAUUGGCCACUAGAGUAAUCAGCAAUCAAUAACUUUGUUGACUUUAUCUUCGACAUGAAGAUUUCACUACCAAUACAAUCAAUAUAGUAACAAAUGAAACAAGGUAAAAUAAAAGUGAAGUAAGAGAGAAAGGAACAGCAGCAAUAUACAUUGAACAUUACCAUAGAAACUUACGUGGCUAUAUAUGUAUGGCUUCUACGCUACUCGUAUUUUGAAUUAGAGUUCGGAUUUGUAACAAUUUAGACUAUUUUCAAUAUAAGAGGAACUAAGAUUUAUAAUAAUAGUAUUAUAACCUCAGUAAAGUGCGUUCGAGCUGUUAGAGUCAAACCAGGUCAAGGGAACUACCAUAGUUUUUAUUAUUGAAUCAAUUCCGUUAUUCGAAGCUUGGGUCCAGUAGAGGUGAAUACAGUUUGAGAAAUAGUCCCGAUUUUCGCUGAAAUGUUUGAAACGUCCAGUCACGUGACUCACUUACAAAAAAGCGAGCAAGCAAGUAAGGAUGGGAAACUUCUUGCCAAGUUCCACAAAUAUUCGAAAAGAUGUUUCUUGUUGAAAUGAAUAUCCACCUGACCAGUGACUGAGUCAAACCAAUCCUCAGGUUCCCCGGCACUAUCCACCGAAUUAUCAGUACUUUUCUGUUGCACAAAACUGAAAAUAAAAGAACCGCGAAACGUUACAGAGAUGAAGCCGUAAUUAUAGUUACCUCUUUUUUUUGCCCUUAUUUUGUGUCCACAAUGUCAGGUAUCUUGCUGACGUGCAAAAGUGGAGCAUUAGAAGGAGGAAAAACGAGAGGUGUUGACAAAGAGUUUUUAGCGUUGUUUUCUGUGCUGGAUGAGAAUGAUAGUUGGCUGCUGGACAAGAACAUUAACUACUACUGCAGUGAUCCACAAGGAGUAAAUAAAGAGGAUGAGGAUUUUAUGGAGAGUAAUAAGAUGCACGCUAUAAACGGUCAUUUCUAUGGAAACCUACCGGGCCUGGAAAUGUGCUUAGGAGAUACUGUUAACUGGCAUUUGGCUGGGAUUGGUAAUGAAGUCGAUUUGCAUCCAGGUAAGAUUCGCCACAUUUAAGGGAAUUCAAGACAGUCUUGGAUUCUGGAUUCCACGCCAUGGAUUCCGGAGUUUUUGUCAGUGGAACUUGGAUUCUGGAUUCAAUCGUUAGUGGGAUCCCGGAUUCUUCGAGCUGUUCUCCAGAUUCCAGAUUUCACAAGCAAAAAUCUACCGGAUUCCGGAAUCUGGUCAGAUUCCCCUACUUGGGGCGAUAAGAUGGCCAAAGCCGCAAUUUUGUAAGAACUUACACUCAGUCAAGACCAUAUUUGUUAUUUAUAAGAACACAGGCAGCAAUCAAUGUAAUGAGCGUAAAAGGGAAAAUGUACCCUGAAAACGUAGAGAAGUGGUCUGGGUCCUUUUACUUAAGUCGCUAAAGGCAAGAAGAUCUAUAGGUAAUUAGGCACGCCACGACUAGCAUUUUGACUAACUGCGGGCCAAGAAAUUGUAACUAAGUAAAAUUACGGUAAUUAACAUGUUUUAAGGUUUUUUUUUUUGGGGGGGCUAACUUCAACGUUUGAAACAUGUUCAAGUGAUCAGCGCGUCUUACCCGCAAUCUGCUGUUACCGUCUUUCUUAUUCCUGCUAGUUUUGAUUUUUGAUCAUCUUACGUUUGUUUAUUAGUUUAGGAGUGAAUGAUAUACCUGUGAACUUCCGCCGUAGCCCGCCAGCCCGGUGCGUCCAUCUCUCUAAUAAGAGCGGGCUCACAACGUACUUGAUGUUUAGGUUGCGUAGCUGGCUUUUUUUUUUGAAACGCUGUGAAAGAAACACGGUAAAAUGGUGUGGUUUCUACUUUCCUCCUCCCCAUGCCUUUGUCUCUUUUUUUCUUUUAUCGUCUUUCAUUUUUCUCGCUUUUUUCUUGCGAAUCGUUUACCGCACUCCAAUGAAACCGCCAGCUUCGCUCAACAGCUGCACAGGCUAUCUUCUAGCCAAGAAACUCUCAGGCAAUUUUCAGGGAUUUUCAAAAUUGAAAUUUUACAUUUUCUUUCUAUCAAUAGCUUAUUUCCAUGGACAAACUUUUACAGUCGACAACCAUCGCAAAGACGUUGCUUCUCUUCUACCUGCCACUUUCGUGACGGCUUCUAUGAAGGCCUUAAACCCAGGGACGUGGAUGUUAGACUGCCUUGUUAACGAUCAUUAUAACGCCGGUAUGUACGCGCUGUUUAAUGUAACGAAGUGCGCUGGAAAAAAACAUCCAGUCCCUAGUGUAAGUGGCGGGAAGAAGCGGACUUACUACAUCGCGGCAAACGAGAUACCGUGGAACUAUGGACCAACUGGUAUGAAUAAUAUGAAUGGAGAGAGCUUGACACUGGCAGAUAAGUACGAAUGCCAUGAUCAGAUUUCAAUGAUAUAAAACUCCAGUUCUAACGCUGCGUCACUCAUGUUUUAUAGUUGGACUUAAGAUUAACUUGACUAAUUCAAAUGACGUCGAACCAAAACAGAAAAAGAUUUUAAUGACGACGAUGAUAAUAGAGUAAUCGAAAUGAUAAUGAUAAUGACACUGAUAGUAAUAAUUUAAAUUAUCUUCAUUUGUUCAUUAGUUUCGGCACAUGAAAAUAUCCGUUGUGCGAAUCAGCAGUCGCCCCAGUGUUGGAUAAUGUGACAGUGUCUGCCCAACUUAACGUUGCGUGCCGCACCAAACUUAACUACUGAACCAAACUGAUUCAAACGCCGGUUUUCGCCUUUUUCCGUAUCUAAUUCAUCUGUAAAUGAAGGUGCAGCUGCUGUUUUCCGGAAUCAGACCUGAGGGUUUGGCCAUGCUGUCUGAACUUGUCUGUUCACUUGUGUGUGUGUGUUUUUUUUUCUAUUUGCUCAGCGACUCAGCCGUUCUCUUCGCCCAAGGUGUCAAGAGGAUUGGAGGAACUUAUCUAAAAGCGAUUUACGAAGAGUACUGACACAAGCAGCAACUUUACAAGUAAAAAGAAAAAAUCAGAUCAUCUUGGUUUCCUGGGGCCAGUCAUUCGAGCGGAAGUCGGUGAUAUCAUCGAAGUAGUCUUCAAAAAUAAC